Molecule: messenger RNA, 279 nt
Organism: Ostertagia ostertagi
Lineage: Eukaryota; Metazoa; Nematoda; Chromadorea; Rhabditida; Trichostrongylidae
Source: the annotation of a GenBank genome assembly
AUGCACGAAUACCAUGGAUAUAAUCUCGAAGCUUACAUUCUUACUUUGUUUUCAACUGUAGCGUCAAUCUAUCGACACCAGUCACUACGAGCAUCAAUCAAUGUGGUCGUUGUAAAAAUUAUUAUCCUUAAACAUGAAAACGCUGGUCCACACGUCACAUCGAAUGCCCAAGACACACUACAGCAGUUUUGUCGUUGGCAGCAGCUGUACAACGACCGCGACGACGACAGCCCAAACCAUCACGACGUAGCCAUUCUACUGACCCGAGGCGACAUUUGC